Molecule: messenger RNA, 7479 nt
Organism: Corythoichthys intestinalis (scribbled pipefish)
Lineage: Eukaryota; Metazoa; Chordata; Actinopteri; Syngnathiformes; Syngnathidae
Gene: pcdh7b
Product: protocadherin 7b
Exons: 3
Coding region: 647-4450 (1267 amino acids)
Biological process (GO): homophilic cell-cell adhesion
Cellular component (GO): plasma membrane
Molecular function (GO): calcium ion binding
Source: RefSeq, a predicted model, not a curated record
GGAAUAUCAUUUGCGCGUCGUCCCUCUCCGGGUGCUGCAGAGAGAGGCUGCCGACACGUCUGCAGGCGAGUGAACAGGUCGCCUCAUGAUCAUCCACUAAGGAAUCCGGUUCCCCCCACCGACCUUCCAAAACAUCCAUGGAUUUUUACUCAUUCUGCACCCCUUUCUACUAAUCCUCUCUUUUUUUAUUUUUUUCCCGUGCGUCGCGCCGGGAAACCCAACUAAGAGACUUGCAGGAUGAGAGCAGUCUGAGCAAGGUGGCUGGUUUUUUUGCUCCCCCUUUCCACACUUGAGACUAGUGCGGACAUCACAGCGGAAGGAGGAAUACUGCAGAAAAAAAGAGGAGGAAUCCCGAGCUGAAAAACGUGAGUGACAAUGCGAACUGCUCGCACUUGCUGUCGUCCCGACUGGCGCCUUUUACGCGCGUGAGAAUUCACUGGUGCACCGAGCCCUUUUUUUUUUCUUACUAGCACCGCUGAGGCGUCAUUUAAAUUCAUAAAGCAGAAGAGGGGGAAACUUGCUGCCUUCCACUGCAGCAGGAGUGAUGUAGAAUAAGUCACACGCUUACAAAAGCAGCGUUUUCAAUCGCCCGUAGUGUUUUUUUUUUUCUUGUUUUUGUUUUGGUGGACACUUUGACAAGGGAGCAAUGAGGACUACUGGUGCAGUGGACUAUUUAUACUACUGCAUGCUUAUCCUGCAGUUUGUGCAUCAGCCCGCCGCCAAGCAGGUGCUCAGGUACCGCCUGGCCGAGGAAGGACCGCCGGACGUGCGGGUGGGCAACGUGGCCGCCGACUUGGGCAUCGUCGCGGGCUCCGGAGAGGUGACGUUCACCCUGGAGUCGGGCUCGGAUUUUUUCAAGAUCGACAACAUCACGGGCGAGCUCACCACCAACGAGAGACGGAUCGACCGCGAGAAAUUACAACAGUGCCAGAUGAUAUUCGACGAGAACGAGUGCUUCAUCGAUUUCGAGGUGUCCGUCAUCGGCCCGGCACAGAGCUGGGUUGACCUCUUUGAGGGAAAAGUCAUCAUCUUAGAUAUCAAUGAUAACACUCCUUCUUUCCCCUCACCUGUGCUGACGCUGUCCGUUGAGGAAAACAGACCGAUCGGAACCUUGUAUCUGCUUCCCACCGCAACAGAUAGAGAUUUUGGAAGGAACGGGAUCGAGAGGUACGAGCUCAUCCAGGACAACGGGGAGAACUCCAGGCGCUCCUCAGUAGACUCGUACUCUGGCAAGAGGAGAUUCGACGAGGGCGCGAGCAGGAGCAGCGUUUUCGAGCUGCAGGUCGCCGACACCACCGACGGCGAGAAGCAGCCCCAGCUCAUCAUUAAAGGGGCGCUGGAUCGGGAGCAGAGGGACUCCUACGAGCUCACGCUACGCGUGAGGGACGGGGGCGAUCCCCCGCGUUCAUCUCAGGCCAUCCUGAGGGUGAUGAUCACCGACGUGAACGACAACAGCCCUCGGUUCGAGAAGAGCGUUUACGAAGCCGACCUGCUGGAGAACAGUUCUCCUGGCGCCCCUAUACUGCAGCUGAAAGCGGCCGACGCGGACGUAGGUGUCAACGGUCAAAUCGAGUACGUGUUCGGGGCGGCCACAGAGUCCGUGCGGAGGCUGCUAAGGCUGGACGAGAGCACGGGGUGGCUAAGUGUGCUGCACCGUAUCGACCGCGAAGAAGUCAGCCAGCUGAGGUUUACCGUGAUGGCCCGUGACCGAGGCCAGCCGCCCAAAAUGGACAAAGCCACAGUGGUGCUGAACAUCAAGGACGAGAACGACAACGUCCCCGCCAUAGAGAUACGGAAAAUCGGACGCAUUUUCCUAAAAGACGGCAUCGCCAAUGUUGCCGAAGACGUGGUGGUUGACACGCCCAUCGCCCUAGUGCAAGUUUCCGAUCGUGAUCAGGGUGAGAACGGCAUCGUGACCUGCACGGUGGUUGGGGACGUGCCCUUUCAGCUCAAACCGGCCAGCGAGAUGGAGGGCGAGCAGAACAAAAAGAAAUACUUCCUUCAUACGUCCGCGCCGCUGGACUACGAGAACGUGCAGGAAUAUAACGUAGUAAUCGUAGCGGUGGACUCCGGAAGCCCCAGCCUGGCGAGCAAUAACUCUCUUGUUGUCAAAGUGGGCGACACAAAUGAUAACGCUCCGGUCUUUAACCUAAACGUAGUGGAGGUGUCGUUCCCGGAAAACAACGCCCCGGGCGAGAGGGUGACGACGGUGGCGGCCAAUGACGCAGACAGCGGGAAGAAUGCAGAAAUAAGCUAUUCCCUUGAUUCAUCGGUCAACGGGAUUUUUUCCAUCGACGCAGACAGCGGCGACAUCCGAGUGAACACCAUCAUGGACCGAGAGCAAACGGAGCGCUACGAAUUUAAAGUCAUAGCUAAAGAUAAGGGCGUAAACACUUUACAGGGCUCGGCCACGGUAGUCGUUCUGGUGGCGGACAAAAAUGACAACGAGCCCAAGUUCAUGCAAGAUGUAUUUACUUUCUAUGUCAAAGAGAACCUUGAGCCAAACAGCCCUGUUGGCAUGGUUACAGUCAUCGAUGCAGAUAAAGGUCAAAAUGCGGAAAUGAGUCUUUUUAUUGAGGAGGAGGAAGAGAUCUUUUCAAUAGAAAAUGAUACCGGGACUAUUUUCUCCACCCUGUCCUUUGACAGAGAGCUGAAAACCACCUACACGUUCCGCGUGAAGGCCGUGGAUGGAGGCGACCCGCCCCGGUCGGCCACUGCCACCGUCUCUCUGUUUGUCAUGGAUGACAAUGACAAUGCGCCGACUGUAACGUUCCCCAUAAACAGCUCUUAUACCCUCCUCCCUCCUUCCAGCAACAUCAGAACUGUCGUGAGAACGGUCAUUGCCACGGACACCGACACAGGUAUCAACGCUGACCUCAACUAUAGCAUAGUCGGCGGGAACCCCUUCAGGCUGUUUGAGAUUGACGGAGGUACCGGUGUGAUUUCCCUGGUGGGAAAACUGGAGCCGAAGCACUACGGUCUGCACCGGCUGGUGGUCCAGGUCAACGACAGCGGGCAGCCCUCCCAGAGCACCACCACGCUUGUCCACGUCUACGUGAAUCAGACCCUUUUCAAUUCCACUAUUGUGGAAGCGCAGGUGGCGAAGAGCCUGAGCACGUCUCUCAACACCAACAUCGCCGGCGACCCUAACUACGACCUGAGCAAACAGCGUCUGAGUAUCGUCAUCGGCGUGGUUUCGGGAAUCAUGACGGUCAUCCUCAUCAUCUUAGUGGUCGUCAUGGCCCGCUACUGCCGGCCCAAGAACAAGAACGGCUACGAGGCCGGUAAGAAGGACCAUGAGGACUUCUUCACACCGCAGCAACACGACAAGUCCAAGAAGCCCAAGAAAGACAAGCGCAAGCAGAAAUCCAAGCAGCCACUCUACAGCAGCAUCGUCACGGUGGAGGCCUCCAAACCCAAUGGUCAGCGUUACGAUGGCGUCAACGAGAAGCUAUCGGACAGCCCUGGCAUGGGUCGCUACCGUUCCGUCAACGGAGGCCCCGGCAGCCCGGAUCUGGCCCGCCACUACAAGUCCAGCUCCCCGCUCCCUACCGUCCAGCUUCACCCGCAGUCGCCCACGGCCGGCAAAAAGCACCAGGCGGUUCAGGACCUUCCUCCGGCCAACACAUUUGUUGGCACCGGAGAUAACAUUUCACUGGGAUCCGACCACUGCUCUGACUACAGCAGUCAAACCAUCAACAAGUACAACAAACAGCCGUUUCGCCGAGUGACCUUCUCGGUGGUGAGCCAGCCCCAGGACCCCCACCAGGGAUCGCUGCAGAGCUGCUACGACAGCGGCCUGGACGAGUCUGAGACGCCCAGCAGCAAGAGUUCGUCGGGGCCCAGACUGGGCGCCCUGCCUCUGCCCGAGGACAGCUACGAGAGGACCACGCCGGAUGGCAGUGUCGGUGAGGCAGAGCACAUGGAAAAUGACUCGCGGCCACUGCCCGACGUAGCCAUGACCGGCAAGUGCACCCGGGAAUGCGACGAGUACGGCCACUCUGACUCCUGCUGGAUGCCUGUCCGCACGUCGCCCGAGCGGCGGCCAUCCAAGUCCACCACCACACCCCAACAACCAAAGCUUUCCACUUUCAUGAGCGGCAACAGCAGCAGUAGCAGCAGCAGCAGCCAAGAGCAGCCCGGCAGCCAAGAGACCCUGGCCAUGGGCGCUGUGGGGGCCAUGGGGGCUAUGGGCGCCGUGGCCAACGGAGACCCCGCCGCCGGCCACAUGCUGGGCAACCGUAAUCGCAACCUACUUAGCAAGAAGAUGGCUUCCUCCUCCUCCUAUGAGGCCUUCGGCUCCCCGUCUUACGGCUCGCCUCCGUACGGCUCGCCCGGAGUCGCGGAGGAGACGCUGGGCCAUCCCACCGAGGAAAUCCCAAUGGCGCCCACCGGAGAGUACAAGCCCACCUCUUGCGGUACUCUUACGCGACGGGAGGUGUACCUGUGAGCUGACGCCACGUCUAUCUUACGGCUAGCUUAGCCCGACGCCCUCACCGAACUUUAACGACUCCAAAGACUUACCACAAAAGUACAAAGACGGUGGCCUUUUUCUUUUCUUUAAAGCGCUAUUACUGGGAUGUCAAUCUGGCGAGUCGGGCUCUUGCAACACGGUCUGCUGCCUGAUAGUCCACUUGUACAGUCCCUGUCAAAAGUCUUAUCACUUAUCCAUUUUGUAGAAACAAUUCCUCAUAACCUGACUUUUAAUGAUUCAAUUGGUUUCAGAAAUGGUUCAUAUGAAAGCGAAGACCCUCCCAAAUGAUGUUGAAUGGACAAAAAUAUAGUUCUGUCACCGAAAAAAGAUUUAUCAUUUAAUGAAGACAUAAAGGUUAAAUUUUGGCAAGACAAAAGUUUUGUCGCCGACAGAAAGUAGUGUGAAAAUUGAACAAAAAAUGUACUGCAAAUACAAACAUAUGUUACAUAACAUAAGCAAUUCGGGUGCUGUGAGCAGGGGCGCUGAUGGGACAUUUAGAGUAUCAACUACGUAAUUUCCUGCAUUCUGGUGAAUCUUUACACACUAAUUUGUGCAUUUUCUGCAUUAAUUUAAGAUGAAAAUAUAUUUAUGUAAACAUACAGCGUAUAGAGCAAUAAUGAAUAGACUGAUAUCAUCUAUAAGAAAUGUACUGAAGGGCAUAUUUUACAAUCUAAAUAUAUUUUAACUAAAAAUAUUCUCAAAGCAAAUGCCAUAACGAAUAACUUGGAAUAUAUGUUUAGUUUGAACUUAACUAUACUACAGUAUACAUUACAGUAUACAACUGUUUUAGUAUGAAGAGAUUGCUAAGGGUUUGCCUGCUGUACUGAUUAAAUGUAAGCUAAAAGUGGAGCAAACACUAGCUAGCAAACAAUUACAAUAUUUCAUUAUGGAGUAGGCUAAGCCUCAUCUGGAAACUCGCGAUCUCCACUAGGGUUGUUCCGAUCAUGUUUUUUUGCUCCCGAUCCGAUCCCGAUCGUUUUAGUUUGAGUGUCUGCCGAUCCCGAUAUUUCCUGAUCCUACUGGUUUUUUUUGGUCCCGAUUCAAUUUCAAUCAUUCCCGAUAAUUUUUCCCGAUCAUAUUGGCUACAUUUUGGCAAUGCAUUAAGAAAAAAAUGAAUAAAACUCGGACGAAUAUAUACAUUCAACAUACAGUACAUAAGUACUGUAAUUGUUUAUUAUGACAAUAAAUCCUCAAGAUGGCAUUUACAUUAUUAACAUUCUUUCUGUGAGCGGGAUCCACGGAUAGAAAGACUUGUAAUUCUUAAAUGAUAAAUGUGACUUUGUAUAUUAUGACUAAAUAUUGCCAUCUAGUGUAUUUGUUGAACUUUCAGUAAAUGAUACUUUAGCCAUGCCCAAAUGCAUGAUGGGAAGUGCAACCAUGACUGUGCUUAGUGCUACCAAUUGAUAUAUCUUCUCUGCGUUGGGAAUUAACAUAGGGUGUUAAGAAAAAGAUUAAUUACUACCUUGCUUCCCCACAUUGCUUCCCACGUUAUUUCUAAUCGUAGGGAGAGGGAUUGUAAGGCUUUCGCCAAUUAAAAAAAGGCUCCAAAGGCUGCCAAAAUUCACUCUACUCCUUUUACGCUGACUUUUAGCUCUCUAUAUAGGUAAAACGCCACCAUUACAGAAUGAGCGCGACAAUGCGUGAGUGGGUUGUGCAGCGCAUGCAUUAAUUGCGUUAAAUAUUAUAACGUGAUACAUUUUUUUAAAAAAUUGCCGCCGUUAUCGGGAUAGAUUUGAUAACCCUACCUUAAGCCUAAACUAAAGACUCUGGAUGAGUGUACCAUAUUAUGUCUAACGUUAAAUACAAUUAGAAAACGUUUUAAUUUUUAAAAAUUAUAUACAUACUGUAUAUAUAUUUAUAAAAGGUAUGUCCGAUAUUUUUUUGGUGAUUCCAAUACUUUGAAAAUGACGUGAUCGGACCCGAUCGAUCGGGACAUCUCUAGUAUACAGUAUACAACUUUUAGUAUGAAGAGAUUGCUAAGGGUUUGCCUGCUGUACAGAUUAAAUGUAAGCUAAAAGUGGAGCAAACACUAGCUAGCAAACAAUUACAGUAUUUCAUUAUGGAGUAGGCUUAGCCUCAUCUGGAAACUCGUGAUCUCCACUAUAGGCUACAGCUCCGAAGCGAGGUCCCUUGUUAACAAACUAAAUUCAAUUGAUGGCAAACUAAAUUCAAUAAAUUCUUGACAAACUGGAUUCAAACCGAUUUUAUAAAAGAACAUUUCCACACCAACUUUCAACAUGUGUAGGAUGCCAAAAUAUGCCGUCAUUAUUUGGAAUUCAUGUUUUUUAAUAGGUGCAUGUCGCUCAUUGAGGCAAAACCUGAGGAAAAUCCUGUAUUUCUUACGGAGUGAGAUAACAGGUUAAUUUUCAAGACACCAACCUUUCUUUUCGAAAUACUUUGUCACAUCGUGUUGGCCUUUUCUACCCAUCUCCUGUUUUGCUUUGUUUUCUUUCCUCUUUUGAAAACCCGAUUUUUGUUUUGAAAACAUUUCUGCGCUACCGCACACUCAUUGACUGGUGUAAAUGCGCACCGCUGCUCCCGGUCUGAACGAAGGAAGGAUAUGCUGUCUGGGUGUUCACUUUUUGCCAAAAACAAAACAAGAAAAUGACACCCUUCGUUUUAUUCCUAUUAAAAUUAUAAUGAUUAAUUUUUAAAUUUGCAAACGAUUACCUAAUGUUCUAAUUUUCUUUAUGGGCCCCCAUCAGGGCAAGGGCCCUUAGAAUCAGUAUCACAUUUCACCCCUAUACGAUUGCCCCUGGCUGUGAGAUCCAAAUUUAAUAUUUUGUAUGACUUCCAUGGGCUUGAAGGACUGCAUCCAUGGGGUUCGGCCAGGAUUCAUAAAAUUUAUUGAUGAAGUCAUCAUGAACAUCAAAGAAAGCAGUCUCGCAUGCUUCCCAAAGUUCAUCAACAUUCUUGGGUUUCGUCUUCCAUGCUUCCUCUUUCAUCCUAACCCAGACAUGCUCAAUGAUGCUCAUGUCUGGUGACUGGGCUGGCCAGUCCUGGAG